UUGUCUUUAGAUGAUCCAUCUGAAGCACAGAAAGAAGAGUUCACUUUUGAGAUUGAACAGAUGAAGAUGUUAGGCUCACAUAAGAACGUUGUAUCUAUGGUUGGAUGCUGCACGCAUGAAGAGAAAAUGUUCCUGGUCAUAGAAUACGUUCCGUGUGGUGACCUCUUGACUUGGCUUCGCCGCAGAAGAAAAAAGGUUAGAAAGUCAAGAAAAUCUCAUUGCAGCGUGUUCUCGUGUUCUGAAAGUGUAGACCACCAUUUUUUUAUGACUAUAUAGCUUCCAGCCCUAUCAUGUAUUGGGACUAUUGCAGAUUUACAUCUGCGAAGAUGCCAAUUUUAUACCCGAUAAAGUCCUUGUUAUUGAAAUCAUAAGAAUUAUUUUAUAACUUUUGUUACAAAGAGAAAAUACUUUCUCCCGAGAUUACUCAGUGCUUAAGGGAAGAUGUUUUAACCUUAUCAUAUAUCUCACUGGAUUUUAUACAAGGUACCUGCACUCACUCUAUAGACAGCCAAGUCCAAGGAGCAAGAACGCAUCCUCAACACCCAUGAAACUCACUCCCCCCAAGCUCUGCUAGUAAUGUUACGAUUAUGAGUCACAGCAUUUAUUUGGCUGUGUUAACCUACAGGGAAAUUGCCUUGACUUUGAACUGCAUUCUGGCUUGAUAAUCUAUCAAAGUGACAAAAUCUCCCCUACCUACCCCCCUACUUUUGACAAAAAAAAGCCAGCCACCCACCCCCUAUAAGGUCUGGGCCUAAGCUCUGUGAUAAGCUCUCUGGAUAUUUUUGGCUUCCCUGGCCUGAUGCCCGUGUUUAAGCGAAAACUUUGCGGUCACCUUUAAGCAAAGUCACACAGAUGUAUUGGUCUUUAUUUGUUCCGAAACUGAUAAUGUUGCUUGCUGGAAGUCUAGAUCAACGAACUUAAAGCCUCCGAGAGAUCAUAUGCUGACAAAGAGGUUCUGAAAGAUCAGGGAGAGACCAGAGAUAAGGUAGGCUUGUUAACAAAAUGUACUGAUUCAAUAUUUUAUCCAUUUUUGUUUGACCCUGAUAUUUUUUCUAUUCUUCAAAGUCUCCAACCGUUCGUUGUUUGUUCUGUGUCUGGUUGACGGCUCAUUGUACGUAAUCAAAGACUUUAUUAAGGGCGCUUUCCAAAAGUCAGAAUUGGCCGGCCAGACCAUUAUCCGGCCGGCACCAGUCAUUUUGACAAUGAAAAAUGCUUUUUUGCAAGAGCUUUUGUUGAAACACCAUUUCCUUUGUGCCUGCUAUUUGGCAUCUGACUGAUAGUUUUGAUUAAAAGUGAAAUUCUCUUUAUGACUGGAACGGUCUGGCCGGUCAGUUCUCACAAAUGGAAAGCGUCCUAAGACGAUAUUAAGACACUGAAAUUGUUUCCAUGCUUGUAAAAAUCACCAAAACGUUAUUAUGUUUAAUGCCCUCUGACAAAAUUUUUUUGAUGUCUUUUUUAUAGGGUGGUAUAAGAGGGAAAGUGGAACACUCUUAUAGGGUGGAUUGAACGGUCUUUCCUUCAUCCUAGGAAAAACAAGCAGGCAAACUUUCGAAGAAAACGACAAAGGAAGAGCAGGCUCAGGUCACUAUGGAAAUGACUUCAUUGCGCCAGAGUGGCGACCCAAAGGACAUGGCAUCAGCCACUCACAGUCUCCCUGAUGUAAGCAUUUCAAUAAACACACUCAAGCCACAAGCGGCCUUCUCUCCAUCCUUGGAGGCCUAGGGGCAGUCAGGUGGUUCGGGAGAAAACGUUUGAGCUCCUGUUUACGGACUCUCACCAGACCAUUCUCAAACAAUCCAGCGAGUACUGACUCCUGAUUGGGCACAAAAAAAUGCUUUGUGAUAUUUUGCCCAAUGGGCAAACAGGGGCUCCUAUUUUCUUUUCGUGUGUUCGUACACGACGGCUAUUAUCUCGCCAUACUUGUCCGGUUCUUUCACCAAGGUUCAUCCUCGGAGACCCAGGGGCAGUUAGUCGGGUCGAUAAAAUGUUCGUGGUGAACUUUCACCACGAACAUUUUAUCGACCCAACUAACUGCCCCUGGGUCUCCGAGGAUGACCAAGGUUGGGUGUGCAAGGGGAAUCUUGGCUUUUCCUACUUUGCCCCUACCAGAAACGGAGGAACAACUGAUGAUUUCGGAAGACGUUUCAGAUGCUAUCAACGGGACCGUUCCAAUUUGCUCCUAGACCAUUCUGUCACAAGGUAUCGUAAAUGAUAUUUACGAUGGUGUGAUCGAUAAGGAUCGAUGCAAGCUUGAAUACGUUUUGUAAGCUCAUGUUUAUGUUUUUGGAUAAGCAUCUUUUAAAUACCCUUACAUACGUUUCCAAAUUUAGUUUUCGGGUAGACAGUUGCAGUUUUUUGGAAUUCAUGGACGAGUUUUAUAUCGAACUGACACUUUCCUGACAGCGUGUAUUUCUUUGGUGUAAGAGCCAAACAAGUAUCAUAUUGGCGAGACAAUAGCUGUCGUGUACGAACACAACAAAAGAACUCAGGAGAUGGUGUUUAUCGAUUGGGCACAAUAAUACAAAGCAUUCUUUGCACACAGUCAACUUGACCGUUUGGAAAUAGUUUAGUAAGGGUUGGCACCCAGGGGCUCUUCCGCCCUUGCUUGAAAACUAUUUUUUGCUGCCCCUUUUCUCCCGACCCGACUGACUGCCUCUGGUUCUUCGAGGAUGCCUUGUCUCGCGAUACGAAGGGUGUAACAUGAUAUAUUUCAUUCCUAAGAGCAUUGGGCGAAGCGAAAGGUGACGUUUCAGUGACUGAAGAGAUAUCACGUAACAAAAGACUAUUGUUAUUGAAUUAUAUAUCGUGGUUUUUGAAGCAUGAUAAAUAAAAUUUCCAUCUUAUUUCACUGGAACUUUAAAUGAACAAAUUCACCUCCUUUCUGUCUUCUGUUAAUCGAAUUACAUAGUUUUAGCACAAGUACCCGGAAACUCAUGAGAGAUAAUUAUUAGUGCAUAAGAUUUUAUAGCAUGAUUUAAAUUGGAUUUUAAGCUGAGGGAACUAGCAAAUAAAACAAUAAGAAGAAAAAGGCAUUAGUCUGCCUAAACUUGUGUGAUAUUUUAAUUUUUAGUUACAGACAGUAGCUUGUAACAAUGUAAUGUUACAAUUUUCUUACAUAUAAAUUAAUCGCCUUUUUUAAAAAUCAUUUAGCAAAGGUUCCCCUUUAAUAGUGAGGCUAAGGACGAUGAACAUUCUGCACACAAGGAGCAAGUGAACAUUGCACAGCAAAGCGACAAAGAUGCCGUUCUUGAAGUGAUUCCCUCAACUUCCGCUGCAAAUCAUGUAAGAAGUUUUAUAAUUAUUUACCACUACAAGAAAUGCGGGUGUGGGUAUGUGGGUACUUGGUGUACUUGGUGCAUUUGGUGCGUCAGGGUCAUGAACCUCCCUACCCUGCAAUUCAUAGUUCCGGGUAGCCCUUGGGCAAGGCGUAACACCCGUUAGGCCUGUCAAGGUCACGAAACUGUUGCCUGGCAGUCGGGGUUUUUUUUGCCACAGGCUAAAGGAGACAACCCCUACAGAAAACGCGCCCACCGCUGAAAGGUCUGGCGCUCCCCCAGCAUCGCUGGCUGGGAUUUGUCUCAAUGAGCCCAGCAAAACAUUGAUUUGGACAGAAAUUGAUUAUCUCUUCUAUAGUAUUGUUCUCCCUAACAUAACCUACGGACUAUCUGUUUAUGGUGCCUCCAUGCGGUAGCCUGCGCAGCUGGCGGUAUUGUGUGAUUAAAGUUUUGGUGGCGGAGGCGCGAUCCAAAAAAAGGGAGUGGGGACGAGGCGUUUGAAAUACUAUUUCUCGCGGCUUCGCCGCUCGUGGCGGCUCCACAGCCAACUCUCACUCGACUGGUACAGCGGCUCCGCCGCCAAAUCUCCCUCGCCUAGUACACAAUACCGCCAGCUACGCAGGCUACCGAUGCGGAAAUUAAUGUCCUUCAGCGAUUUUUAGACAGAUGCUAUAAGUUACGCUUUAUAUCUACUCAGUUAAAUAUUAGAUCAUUACUACAAAACAAGAUAAAGCGAUUUUUCAAAAAGGUAAACAGCAUAAUAACCACCCUCUGAAGGUGUGCUUACCGCAAGAAAAGAACAAUCUAAUCUUCGACGUAAAAGCUUCCAAAGGCCAAGAUAAACACCGAACGUUAUAAAUAGAUUAAUUUUUAAACACAUCCUUUCAUGAUAUUUUAUGUCAGAAAUGUGGAACUAUUUUUUUGUAUUUUUUAAUCUUUUUAUUCUAUUGUAAUUUAGGUGAACUUUUAAUCUUUUUAUCCUGUAACAUUGUAUAUGUAUUUUUAUUUAAUGAGCAAUAAAGACAUUUAUUAUUAGUCCAACGAACUGCGCGGAUGACAGCGAUGCUCUAGACUUCUGCAACACACUCUCUGAAUUAAUAAAGAAGCUACCUGGACAUAACCUUAAAUCAUAUGUGGUAAUAUUUGAAUGCGUAAAUCAGUCCCUUAGACUGUAAUGGGUUUAGCUUUGGAAAAAAGACGUUUAUGUUGGAUAUGGCUACUGCAUGUGGGCUUAUAAUUUAAAACACACGCUUCCAAAAGAGCUUCAAAAGUUGUGGAUGUUCAUGUACCCAAAUGGUUGCAAAGCCAAACUUGAUUAUAUACUGGUAAACAGGAAAUAGUGGGACAGUGUCUCAAAGACUAUCAGGCAUAUGACCCUCUCAGUACAGUAUAUUCCGGCCAUAAAAUUGUCGUAACUAAACUACGCCUCAGUUUGCUAAGCUAGCCAAUGGGAAAACAACUGCCAAACGUACCAGUUUCGACUGGCAUUGUUUUAGCACCGGCCAUUCCGUAAGAGAGGCUUAUACUGUGGAAGUUAAGAAUCGCUUUGAGGCCCUGUACGAGCUUGAGGAAAAACACACUGUGAACGAUCUGUAUACUACGAUGAUCGAGGCCCAAAUGGAUGCAGCUGAGAAGUGUAUUCCUAAGAAAGGAAGGAAAACGUGUUUUGUGACGUCAAUGAUGAAGAAAUGUCACGUGUUAUUUGAAAUCACGUUUUACGCGUUUUUUUCAUUAAGCCACAGUUUUAGUUCGCUUUUCAGGAUCACUGAUUGAAGCAAACCGGUUUAAAUAGCAUUUUACAAAAUAUGCAUAUUUAAUUAGGUAGUCAGAGAUGCAGCAUUUGAUUUUGCAAAUUGACACUUGGACAGAAGGAGCGAAAACACCACGACUGGUUUGAAAACAACAACGAAGAAAACGCAUGCCUUCUGAAGCAAAAGCAGGGAGCAUUUAGCAAUUGGCUUUAGGAAAAGACCUCGACUGCCAGGCACGAUCGUCUCAAUUAAACAAGCACCUCAGGAACAAAGUCCAGACUGGGCUGAGACAGAUGAAGGAUACCUGGUGGCAACACAAGGCUGCAGAACUGCAGCAAUACUCAGACGAGCACAACUUUAAGAGGUUCUUCGAGGGCUCGAAGACUGUAUAUAUGGCCCCUCUUUCAAUUUCAUCCUGUCCCAUAUUCGGCUGGAACCCUGCUUACAGCGAAGUCUGAUAUCGUUCAAAGUUGGUGAAAAAUCUUUAGCCAACUUCUCAACAAAUCGACCAGUAAGCAAUCCAAGAUAUACUUCAUCGCCCGGUUCUAAGCUCUCUUGACGAUCCCCCAACACUGGAGGAAACCCAGAAAAAAAAUAAGCAGCUCCAGGCUGGGAAAGCACCUGUUCCUGAUGAGAUACCUCUGUAACGACCUCAAGGACACCAAAGCCAUCCACCUGUACAAGAACAAAGAUGACAGAGCAUCGUGUGACAGCCACAGAGGCAUCUCGCCGUUGAGUAUUCCAGGAAAUCUCAUGGAACUCAUCAUACUGAGCUGUAUCACACACGACCUCUUGGAUGAUUUCUUGUCCGAGAGUCAGUGUGCCUUCAGGAGAAACGGAGGGACAAUCGACAUGAUAUUCGCCGUAGGAAAGAUCAAGAAAAAUGCCGCGAGCAGAAUCAGAGCCUAGGUACAUCCUCUUUGUGCACCUGACCAAGGCCUUUGAUACAGUCGGCAGGUGGUUUGGACACGCACCUCCCGAAGAUGGUCUUCUUCUCUGAGGUGGCCAGCGGUACACGUAGCAUUGGACACCCACUAAAGAGGUUCAAAGAAUCCCUGAAACAAAAAACUGAAUCGAAUCCCACUGUCCGAUGGGAAACCUUCGCCACAGACCGCAACGUCUGAAGAAUGGCCGUUCACAAGGGCGUUCAAGGCUUUGAAAAGAGCAGCUGAAUGAUCUCGAUGAGAUAUCUCGGCUCGCCGAGUUCUAGUUGCGCAAAAGCUGAGUCUUAGCGAUUAAGUCGAUCUGUAAGAUUUCUUCGAGUUCAUUAAGCUAGACCAUUAUUUAUUUUUUUGUUAAUUUCCCUAAGGAUGUGGAGUGGAAAGUAACGGAAAAAGACUGGCUACUAAGCAGCCAAGCGGCAACAGGAAAAAGUCAAGCGAAUCCUUCACCCGCCAUGCCACCCGUAAUCGAAAGCACACACGAGGAUCUCAGCAGUGAUGAAGAAGACGCGGAGGAGAACUUUCGAGCCAAACAACUCUUUUCAUUUGCUUGGCAAAUUGCUAAAGGAAUGGUAAUUACUAUAUGAUUAUUUUCUGAGAAACGUUGCUUCCAUUCAGGUUUUGUUUUCAGAUAUCCUUCAAAGAUCGUUAUCAAAGACUAUUCCACAAGCAAGAAAUAAAGGAUAAAUAAGUUAAUUUUCUAGAUGAUUAAUGGUUUUUAGAGGAGAAUUUGUCAUGGUCGAUCGAACCAAAUUCGGCAUGUUUUGUCUGAACUUGAAUCAUUUAGAUCAGUUCAGUCGUGAUAUUUUACUUUUGAUUAUUGGCUCCUAUAAUUUUCACGCCUUUACCCAUGCCUUUUUAGGCAAUAGUAGCUCCGUAACUGAAGUUUUAUAUGGUACUUAUUUUCAUUUUUUCUCUUUCCUUCUUAAAAUUAGAAUCAUCUGGCCGAAAACAAUCUUGUUCACAGAGACCUUGCUGCCCGUAAUGUUCUUGUUGGCCAUGACAACCAAAUCAAAGUGUCAGACUUUGGGUUGAUGAGACAAAUCUAUGAAGAUGUCAGAAGCUCAGCGAAGUCCAAAAAACUUCCUGUAAAAUGGAUGGCCCCCGAAGCACUUUAUCAAGGCCUUUACACCACCAAAAGUGAUGUGUGAGUAUAAAAAAUCCCACUCUUUUAAACACAUUUCGAUAAAUUCUGCUCAGAAAACCUUAGUCAGCUUCCCUAAAAGUCGUGAUCAGCGUGUUUAUUUCAAACCGAUCUAGGAAUUUCAGUGGUUAUAGUGGCUGAUUUCGUACUUGUCAAUAUAAUUUCGACUCGGGACUACAUAGUUUGCAUAUAAGUCCUGAGCGAGAGCGGCGUCUGCUGAAUUCGUAAUUCGGAGUGUAUGCAAAGAUCAUUUAGUUAUGAUUAUGAGGCAGACCCGUCACCUAAAUUGGUAUUCUUUUCCGAUCCCUACUCUAUUAACCUUGCUAGGCCAUUGGCUAAGGGCUUUGAGCAACUGAGGCCUGGUGUCAUAGGGUUCAGUCAAGGGCGAAGGCAUGGAAAGGUGGAGAUGCGCCCUUUUGCCUUAAGUUCACCAAGUAAAAAGAAGAGAGGAAAAGUAAUGUUAAUGCAGUGGGAAUAUUCACGACCUCUGUGCUUUUCUCUAUAGUUGGUCUUUUGGUGUUGUUCUUUGGGAGAUGGCUACAUUGGGUGAGUAGACCGUCACACACUAAUCAUGUAAACUUCCAAGGGGAGGGGAAUCCCAAGAACUCUCCUCGUCUGUUGCCACGGGGUAUAUGACUUGAAUUGUGCGACUGAUAUCAAAGGACGACACUGGGACUUAAAGAGUGAGUCCUUAUUAAAUAAGGUUAUUGUUACCAGGAAACAGGCUGAUACCUGAUGACUUUUAUUUGUGGCAAGCUAGGCACUUUUGUUUUGAACUAGGCUCUAUGUCUGAUAAGUGAUAAUCGGCAUCAAAUAUGCACGCAUUAGUUGUUUUCUGGAAAGAGGAGCCUUAUUACUAAACACCCUGUUUUCUUUGGAGACACAUUUCAAUGCAAUUCUGACCCCUGCUCAAUCACUAUUCUAUUGCAAGACGCCAUUAUUGAGUACGGGGGAAUGAAGAGUCGUCGACAUUGACAUUUACAGGAGAAAGCUAUCCAGGGGAAUGAGCCGUAUUUUAAAAUAAUAACAUGUAUAUUUUUUCUUUCGCAUAACGUGAUCAGGAGGCGUACCAUACCCCACGCUGACCAACUCAGAGUUGUAUCGACUGCUUGGCGCUGGUUAUCGCAUGGAAAGGCCUGACAUGUGCUCCGAUGAUGUGUACGUUUCUUGAUCAGAAUCGUCUUAGAACUGACAAAAAGAUUCGAUUUUUCCGUGCGUCUUUUUAGUUAUAAAUAGCCUUGAAAGUUGUAGAGGACAAGUCGGUUUCGAUUUUGACGUUUUCUUUAAUCAAAGUGAUUACUGAACAGACAGACGGCAAAAUCUUAGCUUAAAUAUUUGUUUCAUACAGUAAUAUGAUAGUGUUAUUUAACAGAGAUCGACAGAGCAAGAAUUAGCCUGCGAGCAAGCUCUCCAUUUGGGCGAGGAAAACGAACCGCGCGAGUACGCGCGAGCGGGGGGCCCCUCGCUGUCGUGUUUCCUCUCGCGUGUCGCACGUGCGUGUAGUUGAAGAGAUCCCCCAAAUGGAGAGCUUGCUUGCAGGCUUGGCAAGAAACCGACAAGCCUAAUGAUCCGGCGUGAGUGGCUCCCAGCUGGUCUAAAGGAAACCUCUUCCACUAAAUCGGAAAAACGGUGUCUAUACAUGUAAUAAUGGAUUGGAACUUUGACUAACUUCAAUUGGUUUGUUUUUUUGUUUGUUUUUUUUUUUUUUGUCCAUAACAGAUAUGAGCUGAUGGCUGACUGCUGGAAAGAGGAACCUCGCUCUCGUCCCAGUUUCUAUCAACUGAUCGAAAAACUGGAGGUGAUAAUGGAGAGGGAUGCACCAUACUUGCAUCUAAACGAACACAAUGAAGAUCGUCCAUAUUACAACGUGCCACCUGAAGCUAGUGGUGAUUAA
Messenger RNA from Porites lobata, 9005 nucleotides. The record is from the annotation of a GenBank genome assembly. Lineage: Eukaryota; Metazoa; Cnidaria; Anthozoa; Scleractinia; Poritidae.